UAUUGAAUGCCGUCACUUUUGUAUCAACGAACUCACAGCCAUAGUGACGGAAUUUCGUCUUGUUAUCUAGUUGUUGUUUUUUUUUUUUGGAAAUUUCAUCCGAAUUUAUUUAGUUUCGGUGAUCGUUUAGUAGAUUAUCGUGUAUUAAUUUGAUUUCACACAAUUUUGUAGUGCGCUAAGGAAAUUAUAUGCAAUGGAGCCAAUGACAUUGGGAAGCCCGUCUAGUCCAUCGACAGCCAACACAACCAAUUUUUUGCCAUCAUAUCUAAUGGGAGAGCCAAAUACAAUGAUAGCACCACGAACCAAUACACUGUCACCGACCAAAGGGCGGACAUUGGCAUUUUCUGCAUCAUCACCAACCACACCGGUAACAUCGAAUGACUUUAAUCGAUCGAUGAUCCAACAACGAAGUCUGUUUGGUUCAAACAAUCCCACCACAUCGCCGCAUCAUAAUUUUCCGAAUACACCACAAAUGAGUCACAAUCCAAUCGCAUCAGGACCGCCGACACAGAGUUUAUUCGAUUCUUUGAGGGUGGAACAAAAUUCAGUUGUAGAUAAUUCAUACAGUCAAAAGCAUGCGAUGGGUCAACGUCUGCCGAACCAGUCGUUUGCAAUGAAUCAAUCCGUUUGUGACUCAUAUCUGAAUCAAAGUAACUUCAAUGUAUCAAGAAUAACUUCACCAUUGGAUCAAUCAUAUGAUUACCGAAAUGGUUCAAUGUCUGUGAACAAUUGCUUGUCGCCAACAUCAUCGCGCCCGUCAAAGCACUGGGUCACCGUUUAUGGAUUUUCACCAUCAGCUUUAACCAUGAUUAUCCAACACUUUUCACAAUGCGGUACAAUUCUAGAGAAAAUAAGUCCACCGCAGAGUGGCAAUUGGGUGCAUUUACGCUUUGCAUCGAGCUUAGAAUGUGAGAAGGCAUUAAACUAUCAUGAACGCAUUCUGGCGAAUAGUCUCAUGAUUGGAGUGACCUAUUGUAAAGAUCCCAAUGUCGUAGAUAAGGAGAAUGUCGAACGAAAUAAUAUUUCAAUAAGUCGAGCACGACCAUUAGCGCAAGUGAGUUACAAGACGGCUCAAAGUGCAACGGAUAUUACUGGCGGACCCACAACGCCCAGCAGAAGCUCUGGCAUCAUUAAUAAAGCCAUUGAUCUUUUCUUUGGCUUGUAAGAGCCGAUCCACAACUCCAGAGUGUCUCAUAUUCGAAAGGACAUUCAUAAUUGUGCAUAUAUCUAGCAGCAUUCGAUUUUAAUCAAAACAUGUCGAUAAGGCCAAUUCAUUUAAAACAGGAAUAUCAUCUUAAAUCCAACAAUUGCUCCGACAAUUUUUUCUUUUGUUCAAGUGCAAAAUUUUUGUUACACAGAAAAUAAAUUUAGCAUUAAUGUCGAA
Messenger RNA from Contarinia nasturtii (swede midge), 1384 nucleotides. RefSeq names its product nucleoporin Nup35 (gene Nup35). NCBI's taxonomy places the organism in Eukaryota, Metazoa, Arthropoda, Insecta, Diptera, Cecidomyiidae. The transcript has 6 exons. The coding region runs from base 194 to 1165 and encodes 323 amino acids. Gene Ontology annotation, cellular component: nuclear pore nuclear basket; nuclear pore central transport channel; nuclear membrane. Gene Ontology annotation, biological process: NLS-bearing protein import into nucleus; regulation of DNA-templated transcription; nuclear pore organization. Gene Ontology annotation, molecular function: structural constituent of nuclear pore; phospholipid binding; single-stranded DNA binding. The record is from RefSeq and is a predicted model, not a curated record.